Molecule: messenger RNA, 857 nt
Organism: Leptopilina heterotoma
Lineage: Eukaryota; Metazoa; Arthropoda; Insecta; Hymenoptera; Figitidae
Gene: Mgstl
Product: microsomal glutathione S-transferase 1
Exons: 2
Coding region: 127-564 (145 amino acids)
Cellular component (GO): membrane
Source: RefSeq, a predicted model, not a curated record
CGGUAAUAUCUGGAAAGACAUCCUGAAAAGCGCCAGUCACUAUUUUGUCGGACGUUCAAGAAGAAACAAUUCAAGAUUUUUAUUUUUUUUUGUUUAUAAAAAAAUAGUGAAAAGAAAGAAAGAAAAAUGGUGUCAAUUAAUCCGGCAUUAAUGAAAGUCUUCGGUUUUUGGGGCGCUAUUCUAGUUAUUAAACUCUUGGCUAUGGUUCCAUUAACAGCACGACAAAGAUUUAGAAAGAAGGUAUUUGCAAAUCCAGAAGACACUGGUUUUGCACCGAAAGGUAAAGUGACCUUCGACGAUCCAGACGUUGAACGUGUUCGCAGAUGUCAUUUGAACGAUCUUGAAAAUAUUCUACCAUGGUUUUUAAUAACCUUCCUCUACCUGACAACCGGACCAUCCGUCUGGUUAGCCACUAAUUUAAUUCGCGGUUUCGUUUUCUCCAGAAUCGCUCACACCUUAACAUACGCAGUCUGUCCCAUGCAACCAGGCAGAGCUAUUUCCUUCUUCGUUGGAUACAUUAUCAUGGGAUAUCAAGCUGUUAACUGUUUAAUGCAUUACAUGUGAACAAAAUUUUAAAAAAAUUCUAUCAGCAACUAUUUACCUAUUUUCUAUUUAGACAACCAAAAAAGGUUGUUAACAACUUUUCUUCGAAAAAAAAAACAUCAAAAUAAUUAUUAGAAAAAAAAGACACUUCUACUUAACCAUAUUUUCUAAAUGUAUUUUUCUAAUAGUUGUACUUUUUGUAAUUUAUCGUUUUAUAUUUGUAAUAUAAAUCUCUAUGAGUAGAAUUUUGUAAUUUGUGAAAAUGUUUGUUAUAAAUGCGAAAUAAAAUAAAAUUAGAUAGAAAAAAAAUGGAA